CGCCCAGCCGGGGCUGCUCCCGCCGCCGCCGGGAAGCGCGGGGGGUCCCCGGCGGCCGCCCGGCCUCCGCCGUGACAUAGGAAAUAAAAUAAUGCUAAUGAAGCAACCAUUUCUCUGAAGUUUGAGUUUUCAGACUCACUGCCAUAAUGGAUGAGCAGCAAGCUUUGAAUUCAAUCAUGCAGGAUUUGGCUGUGCUUCAUAAGGCCAGUCGUCCUGUAUUGCCCCAGCAAGAAACAGGAAAACCAAAGUCAUCUUCCCCUAAAAAACAGAAUGAUGUUAGAGUCAAAUUUGAGCAUCGAGGUGAAAAAAGGAUCCUGCAAUUACCAAGGCCUGUUAAACUUGAAGAUCUUGCAGCUAAAGCUAAAGUUGCUUUUGGACAGACUAUGGAUUUACAUUACAGCAAUAAUGAGCUUGUAAUUCCAUUAACCACACAGGAUGACCUGGACAAAGCUGUUGAACUACUUGACCGUAGUGUACAUAUGAAGAGUCUCAAGAUACUGCUUGUAAUACAUGGAAAUACACAGUCACCCAGUGUAAAUAAUGUGGAACCCUUGCCCUCACUGGAAGAUUUAGAUAAUACAGUGUUUGGUGUGACAGACAGAAAAAGGCGACUCUCUGUAAUAGGUUCUAAUACUCGUGACAGGAGUUCACCUCCCCCAGGAUACAUUCCAGAUGAGCUGCAUCAGGUGGCUCGAAAUGGAUCCUUCACCAGUAUCAACAGUGAGGGUGAAUUCAUUCCAGAAAGUAUGGAUCAGAUGCUGGAUCCAUUGUCUUUGAGCAGUCCUGAAAACUCUGGCUCAGGAAGCUGUCCCUCGCUUGACAGCCCAUUAGAUGGGGAAAACUAUCCCAAGUCUCGGAUGCCACGAGCACAGAGCUAUCCAGAUAAUCAUCAGGAAUUCUCAGUAGAGUAUGAUAUCCCAAUAUUCGAGAAAUUUGGAAAAGGGGGGACUUAUCCCAGAAGAUACCAUAUUUCAUAUCAUCAACAAGACUACAAUGAUGGUCGUAAAACUUUUCCAAGAGCCAGAAGGACUCAGGGCAACAGCUUCCGAUCCCCGGUCAGUUUCAGCCCCACUGAUCACUCACUGAGCACCAGCAGUGGGAGCAGCGUCUUCACCCCGGAGUACGAGGAUAACCGCAUGAGGAGGAGGGGCAGUGACAUUGACAAUCCCACCUUGUCAGUCAUGGACAUCAGCCCACCCAGCCGCUCACCACGAGCUCCAACUAACUGGAGACUUGGUAAACUGCUGGGUCAAGGUGCCUUUGGCAGAGUGUAUCUGUGUUAUGAUGCUGACACUGGACGAGAACUGGCUGUUAAACAAGUGCAGUUUGAUCCCGAUAGCCCCGAAACCAGCAAGGAAGUAAAUGCACUUGAGUGUGAGAUUCAGUUGCUGAAAAAUCUGCUGCAUGAAAGAAUUGUUCAAUAUUAUGGCUUCUUGAGAGAUGCACCUGAAAGGACACUCUCAAUAUUCAUGGAGUACAUGCCUGGGGGUUCCAUCAAAGACCAAUUGAAAUCAUACGGAGCGCUCACAGAGAACGUGACUCGUAAAUACACACGGCAGAUUCUGGAAGGAGUUCACUAUUUGCACAGUAAUAUGAUUGUCCAUCGAGAUAUUAAAGGAGCGAAUAUUCUGCGGGACUCAGCAGGCAAUGUGAAGCUUGGUGACUUCGGUGCCAGCAAACGGCUGCAGACCAUCUGUCUGUCUGGUACAGGAAUGAAGUCUGUCACAGGGACUCCCUACUGGAUGAGUCCUGAAGUUAUUAGUGGAGAAGGGUACGGCAGAAAAGCAGACAUCUGGAGUGUAGGUUGCACAGUGGUAGAAAUGCUCACUGAGAAGCCCCCGUGGGCAGAGUUUGAAGCCAUGGCUGCCAUCUUUAAAAUUGCCACUCAGCCAACCAACCCCCAGCUCCCUCCUCACGUCUCCGACCACGCUCGGGAUUUCUUGAAACGGAUUUUUAUCGAGGCCAAGCUGCGACCGUUUGCAGAUGAACUGCUGAGACACACGUUUGCACACUAUCACUAACACCUGCCUCAACUCAGCUUGCAUCUACUGCAUUUAUUUUCUAUUUGACUGCACUUUUAUUUUUUAUUUUUUACAAAGAAAAAGGAGAAAAAAAGACAAGAGAGAGAAUAUUCUCUUGAAUCUUUGUUUCAUUUAGAUUGUAAACAAUCUAAAAUUUGUAUCUAAAAUGAGAAUCUUCUCUUCCCCCCUCCCACCAGGACUAGAACUUUUUGUUUCUAUAAUGUACUGAUGUGGUUGAUGUAGAUAAAGCACUUUAGUACAUAUUUGUUCCUUAUUUAAAGAGGAAAAAAAAUUACAAAUGCUUGGACAGUCAGGAACUGUGUGACUUUUUCUGACACCGCUGACUGACUCAGGGUGCAGGGAAAAAUAGACAUGCAGCUAAUGGACAAGAAGGUUACUUCUAUGUGAUUCUUAUCUAUAUUGUAGGUACUUGCAGCAGAGAGUUCUAAGUUCUUACUGUAUUUUAGCAUUUAAUCAGCUUCUGGAAUGUACAGUUUAAGCAGGAACAUGUGGUUCUGAGAGUUAAUUGAUGAAGCUGGAAGAACUUAGAACUCUUUGUGCAGCAGCAUGUCUAGCUGGUACUUCUAUGUGACCAAAAGAAAAUAACAAAAACGAGCUCAAAACUGAUGUACUAGUUAGAGAUUUUGGUGUAGAAUUAUUGUAUUAUCUUAAUAUGAAAAUAAUUACAGGUAAACAGAUUAUGGGCCCAGACUCCUAGAAACUACUAUACUGCAAAGGGGAAAUUUUCCAUGCUAGACAAGGGUCAGCUAUUGGAUGUAAAUAGUUAGGAGAAUGCCUCCUGCUCUAUCUGCCAAAGAGAACCUCUGUUGCAUAAGCUUUGAGGGAGACAGUUAUCUUAGCUGAUAAAAAAUACUAAUGUUGAGGGUCAGUUCUCCUCCACAGUCCCAUGAAUGGCUGCAGGGGAAAGGGAAUGACUAAUCCUUGUGCAGUAUAUGAGUUACUGGAUUCAGAAUGAGCUAUAAGAAAUAUUUGCAAAGCUGUUGAGAGGCGCUAGAAUGGAAUGUAUGUCAACAUCAAGUGCCUGAAUAAUAUAAAAUUCUUCCCAUUCUGCACUAAAAAAAAAUUGGUUUAGUAAUGCAGGUCAGUCUAGGAUGCAUUGAAAAUUCCUGAAAUAAAGUCAAACAUCUCUUAACAUCAGGAAAGAGUCACUGAGAAAGCUAAGAUUCCAGUUACAUUUUUAAUAAGGUUGCACUGAUAAAUCCUAUGAAGAAGGAGGCACAGCACAGAAAAUUGUACAAAGAACAGGCCAAAAGUGCAGAGAGCCAGCAAUUAAAUAACAUGAGUGUGAAUAUUCCAGCCUGAUAAUCCAGAUUGGUAUUUGUCAGAUUUCCAGCUGUCAUAAAGUGUACGUGAAUUACUUUUUAUAUUUCUGAAAGAGCAUAAUAAAAGAAUUAAAAAUCUGAAAUAAUGCUUCUCAGCUGAGAAGCCCAGGUACUGAUCAGGUGUAGUGAAUAACUGUCUUUUCACAAUAGAAAAAUCAGACUCUCAUAUUUUUGUAGAAGAACAGAACAUAGAUAAUUUAAAGGGGCAUUUGGAAAUAAACUAUUGGACAACA
Messenger RNA from Melospiza georgiana, 3597 nucleotides. It is a transcript of the gene MAP3K2, whose product is annotated as mitogen-activated protein kinase kinase kinase 2. Gene Ontology annotation, biological process: protein phosphorylation. The record is from RefSeq and is a predicted model, not a curated record. Gene Ontology annotation, molecular function: protein kinase activity; protein binding; ATP binding. The transcript has 17 exons. Bases 147 to 2021 code for a protein of 624 amino acids. Lineage: Eukaryota; Metazoa; Chordata; Aves; Passeriformes; Passerellidae.